AUGACAACCAAUGUAGACGAAAACAGGGGAGACGCUCGUGGAGCUGCACUCUUGUUGGAGGGAGUCACAGUGUAUCGCGGUCCAGCCGAGAUUCUUAGAAACAUCGACUGGCGCGUGGAACCACGAACUAAGUGGGCUCUAGUUGGUGCAAAUGGAGCCGGAAAAUCAACACUUUUAAAAGCCCUUGUUGGGGAAGUGGAUUCGCGUGGAAAAAUUGUGAUCGGAAACAAGGAACAAGUGGGGUACUUACAGCAGACAGCUGUUGCUGGAAGCAAUGGCACCGUCUUUGAAGAGGCCUCAUCUGGAAUGCGCGAACUGAAUACGGCUAAACAAGCAAUGGAAAAAUCUCAAGAAGUGGGUGAUUUACAAGCCUUAGAGAGGGCAACGACAAGAUUUGAACUCAUCGAUGGCUACAAACAAGAGCAGAAAGUUGCCAGUGUUUUGAAAGGUCUGGGGUUUACAAACUUUGAAAUGCGUUGCCACGAGCUGUCCGGUGGAUGGCAGAUGAGAGUAGCUUUCGCACGAUUGCUUCUCAGUGAGCCAACUCUUUGCCUGAUGGACGAACCCUCCAAUCAUUUAGAUGCGGCUGCCAAGAAAUGGCUUGCAAAGUAUCUUGCUACGUACGAUGGAGAUGGAGCCAUGAUUCUAGUCACCCAUGAUGUGGACCUACUUAAAUCUAUGGAUCAUAUUGCUGAGGUUGUACCUGGAGCAGGAAGCUUACAGAUUUACAAGUCGUGCAAUUACAACCAGUACUUGGAUUUGAAAGAGCAACGGGCAGCUGCCGCAAUUUCUCAGUAUGAACGAAGUACGGAAAAAGCUGCCAAGCUACAAGCUUUUGUGGACCGCUUCGGUGCUUCGGCAACGAAAGCUUCAGCCGCACAAUCCCGUGUCAAGAUGCUUGAGAAAAUGAAGCGAGACGGAUUGCUGAAUGCACCAGCGGACGAUAUCAUUGCACAACGCUUCAAGCCUUCGUUAAUACUCCCGGAUCCUCCCCGAGCCAUUGGUGAAAAGUUGAUCUCUCUGCAAAAAGCUGGUGUGGGCUAUGAUGGAGAGGUGCUUGUAUCAGAUAUCAACAUUGAUAUAAUGAAAGGUAUGAAACUUUUAAUUCGUGGGCCGAACGGAGCUGGAAAGUCGACGGUGAUGCAUUCCCUUCGUGGCUCAAUUUCAUUGAUAGAUGGUGACAGAAGUACAAACCCCGACUUGCGGCUCGGGGUGUUCACCCAGGAUUUAGCUCAAGAGCUUGACCCCAGUGCCCGGGCUGUCGACUUAGUCACAGCGUAUGCUCGUACAGGGCUGGAUGGAGAUAUUACUGUCUCGGAACAAGAGGCACGGGCGGCGAUGGGUAGACUGGGUCUACAGGGCGAAAAGGCUUUACGUCACAUUUGCGAUUUGAGCGGUGGAGAAAAGGCACGUGUAGCUUUGGCGAUGUUCGCUUUGAAGGCUAGCAAUGUUUACUUACUGGACGAGGCGUCUAACCAUCUCGACUCAGAAUGCGUUGAAGCCCUUGGUGAAGGGCUCGGAUCCUGGGGCCACGACACUGGCGCAAUGGUCGUAAUUUCUCAUGACAAGUCGUUU
Molecule: messenger RNA, 1575 nt
Organism: Phaeodactylum tricornutum CCAP 1055/1
Lineage: Eukaryota; Bacillariophyta; Bacillariophyceae; Surirellales; Neidiaceae
Exons: 2
Molecular function (GO): ATP binding; ATP hydrolysis activity
Source: RefSeq, a predicted model, not a curated record